AUUCUUUUCCAUAUAUACAACUGCAGAUAUUCAACUUCAGAGUUAUUCUUCGUUCGAUGAUCCGAGUUUGGUAGUUGCCAACUUGCCAUUCAUAUUGCAACUCAUUUUCUUUUCCAUCUUGCGAUAAAAUCACACUGAAAGUUUUCUGUGGAAGAUAUUUUUUUCGUUUUUCGCGGUUGUGAGCUAAAGUUGGUUUAAUCGAAGCAUUGAAGACGGUUUGAGAUUCUCUGUUGUUUUAGUUCCACUCGUUUCUUGCAGACUUUGCAGCCACUUUUCCGAUAUUUAUUUUUCUUGGACUUGAAUGAGUAUGCUCUUGGAGAAUGGGUGAAGCGGUUCUGGCUAGCUGUGAAAAGGGGUUGGAGAUGAGGUUGGGGCUGGAAGAGUUGAGCAAGAUGAACCAGUUGAAGGAUGAUAGCUCCACAGAAAUGGUUAAGUGGGACAACCUUCUUCCUCAGACGGUGCUCAGUGUUCUACUUGUGGAAGCUGAUGAUUCUACUCGCCAGAUUAUAGCAGCCCUUCUCCGUAAAUGUAGUUACAGAGUUGUAGCGGUUUCUGAUGGAUUAAAGGCAUGGGAAACAUUGAAGAAGAAAGCUCCUGAUGUUGAUCUCAUAUUAACUGAAGUGGAGCUGCCGUCAAUAUCUGGAUUUGCACUUCUUACUUUAAUCAAGGAGCACGAAAUUUGUAGAAACAUACCUAUCAUAAUGAUGUCUUCUCAUGAUUCUAUUAGCAUGGCAAUGAAAUGCAUAUUUAAAGGUGCAGCUGACUUUCUUAUAAAACCUGUUCGGAGGAAUGUGCUAUCGACCUUGUGGCAACAUGUGUGGAGAAGGCAUCCUAAAAAACUUGAAGCUACUUCAGAAAACAAUGUUGCCAACAAUCAUUCUACUGGUUCUGUGGCUUCCACACAGAAAAACAAUGAAUGCUGUGAGAAAAAGAGUGAGGCCCAAAGCACUUGUACAUCGCCUAUUUUGGAAGCUGAGAGUGCAUACAUACAAAAUAUGCAGGAUGCGUCCCAGCCCAGGAGUUAUUCAAAUUUGAGCAACAUUGACACAGUGAAGUAUGAAGAGUCUUCAAAAUUUGAAAGAGACUCCGCUAGGCAUAAUAAUGGAACUACGAGGAAGUCGAUUAUUUAUUCAUCAGAGGCUGCUAGGUGCAACAGCAUUACGAACUUGACAAAUUUAAGGCUGGAGCCAGACAACUGUGCUGAAAAAGAGAAUCAGGAUGACUCUUUAAGAGCAGAGUUAAAUAGAGAAAGUCCUAGUUUUGAUACAGAGAUUCAUGGCUGCAAGAAUGAAUUGGUAGAACUUUCUAGGGGAACUAUUGACUUGAUUGCCACAUUUGAGAACACUCCAAAGAAUGCUGAUGAGAACUAUAGUCUUGCUGAUGGUGGGAGAAACAAGUUUGAUUUCGAUCUGCAGUUGGAACUUUCCCUGCGAAAUUUUUCUGGUAGUUCACGUAAACAAGAACCUGAGGAAAGGCAAACAUUGCACCAUUCAGAUGCAUCUGCCUUUUCUUGUUAUAGUGGUAAUAAGUUGCCACAGCCCCUUUUUCCAGCAUUACCAACGAGUUCCGCCAAAGCCUAUAGCACUGUGCUGAAUUCCCAGAAUUCUAAUGAAACAUCUGGAUUCGAUACUUCUUAUCUGUAUGGUGGGACAAAUCAUGCUCGGGAGAAUACAAUCCCACUGGCCCUUCACCAAUCUGGACGAGUUGGAGUACAAUCGCGAAAUGUUCAUCCUGGAUCCUCUCCUGCUACUGGUGUUACUUCUGAUGACAUGUUCAGUGGACAUGGCAAUGUUAUGCCUUCUAUGUUCUGCACAGAAUCCAGUGCUCAUCCCAUGUGGAGUCCCAUGUCAGUCAGCCAGAAAGAGAAUUCUCCCUUUCCUGAAAUUACAUUCGUGUCAAAUGCUGAUAGUCACAACUCAGAACUACAUUACCAUUGGUCUGAUGCCACCUGUGCUUCUCUCGAUAAAAAGACAGAGCGCGAUAGCAGCUACUUGGAUCCCACGAUGCACGAAUAUCCAGGUGCUUAUCAGAAUACCAGUAUUGGUUCAUGCCAUCAAACUCCAAGCCAGAUCAAUGAUGGUUCGUAUGGAAGUCUGGGCAGUAUAAGAGAUGGAGAUUAUACUUCAGCUGUGGUAAUGGAGAAAACCCCUGAAAGCUUUAGUAACAACGGUUAUCACGAUUAUGAAGAAUGCAGAGGGGCAGAUUCCCAGCGUUCUAGCCUAAGGGAAGCUGCUCUAACAAAAUUUCGACUGAAGAGGAAAGACAGAUGCUAUGAGAAAAAGGUCAGGUAUCAAAGCCGGAAAAGACUGGCAGAGAAGCGUCCUCGAAUAAAAGGGCAAUUUGUGCGUCAAGUUCCAAAUGAUUGUCCGCUUGUGGAUUCUGGUGGUGGUCCCUGAUUUUUUUUUUUUUUUUGCGUUUUAAGAUACCUGCUUUUACAUGUAUAUUAUAUAGUCUAACUCUAACCCUAUUGUGCAUCUGGAAGGAGAAGCUGCAGUGUAGGGGCUUGCGUUUGUGGUAGGAUGAUAAUGUUAAGGCUAAGAAGGUCGAAUGUUUAGCAGUUGGUGUUUUAGUGGUUAUGAUAUUUUUCUUGUAUUUUCUUUUCGUUGUGUUGACAAACUUGGAAAUUUAGGAUUGUAUUUAUUUAGUUGGAUUGCAGGUUAAGUUUUGCUUUUCUAUGCUGUAUAUGGUUUGGUUGCCUUUGACGAAUGCCUACAUAUAUAAGGUUGUGAUUA
Molecule: messenger RNA, 2732 nt
Organism: Prosopis cineraria
Lineage: Eukaryota; Viridiplantae; Streptophyta; Magnoliopsida; Fabales; Fabaceae
Product: two-component response regulator-like APRR9
Exons: 9
Coding region: 321-2396 (691 amino acids)
Biological process (GO): regulation of flower development; cytokinin-activated signaling pathway; phosphorelay signal transduction system
Cellular component (GO): nucleus
Molecular function (GO): protein binding
Source: RefSeq, a predicted model, not a curated record